GGGGCGGAGUUACUGCCCGACCACUGCAGUUGGAGGAGCCGGUGGGGCGGGCUCUGCGGAAACCGGAAAUAUCUGGUGACGGGCACUAGGAGCAGUUCCGAUGACUGUUCACAACCUGUACCUGUUUGACCGGAAUGGAGUGUGCCUUCAUUACAGCGAGUGGCACCGCAAGAAGCAAGCGGGGAUCCCCAAAGAGGAGGAAUACAAGCUGAUGUACGGGAUGCUCUUCUCUAUCCGCUCCUUUGUCAGCAAGAUGUCCCCGCUAGACAUGAAGGAUGGCUUCCUGGCCUUCCAAACUAGCCGUUACAAACUCCAUUACUACGAGACGCCCACUGGGAUCAAGGUUGUCAUGAAUACUGACUUGGGCGUCGGACCCAUCCGGGAUGUGCUGCAUCAUAUCUACAGUGCGCUGUAUGUGGAGCUGGUGGUGAAGAAUCCCCUGUGCCCGCUGGGCCAAACUGUGCAAAGUGAGCUCUUCCGCUCCCGGCUGGACUCCUACGUCCGCUCUCUGCCUUUCUUCUCUGCCCGGGCUGGCUGAAGGAAGCACCCUACCUCACCCCUCAGGAGAAUCCCUGUCUGCCUGGGGCCCUUCCUAACCUGUUUCAUAUGAAGGCCCCCACUGCAUGCCCCUCUUAUGCCCUCCAGUUCCCCAGCAGCCCUCCCAGGGCAACAGCCUAAAACCCACCCUGGUGUCCUCCCUGUCAGAGGAAGGAAGCCUCCAGGAAUCCCUACGCCUCCAAAUCAGGCCCUCUCCAGUUUUAUCCCCUACCUGAUGCUGCAAAAAUACAGAAUAAACUUUUUAUCGCCCUCUGCA
Molecule: messenger RNA, 814 nt
Organism: Ailuropoda melanoleuca (giant panda)
Lineage: Eukaryota; Metazoa; Chordata; Mammalia; Carnivora; Ursidae
Gene: TRAPPC1
Product: trafficking protein particle complex subunit 1
Exons: 5
Coding region: 101-538 (145 amino acids)
Biological process (GO): endoplasmic reticulum to Golgi vesicle-mediated transport
Cellular component (GO): TRAPP complex
Source: RefSeq, a predicted model, not a curated record